CCCGAGGGGUUUAACGUAGGUUAAAAGGUCCUCUUCGAGAAGAAGCCACGCAGCAGCUUGCUCCCCUUUCCAGGCUUGUGUCAGGUGGACGCAAGCACUUUCCAAAGCUCUGCUGAAGAAGCUGGGACUACAGACUCAGUCGGUAAUUUGAGGAUCAUUUCAACAUCUGAAAGGGAACACCUCUGGCGUUUUCCUGUACUGAAACAGCGCUGCACGCACACAACACUUUUGCACUGCGAUGGCUGCAGCCGGCGCCGUCGUGGGGGGCCUCCGGGCUGCCCCCCAGAGCAUGUGCCAAAUGUGUCGGUCCAGCACUGCAGAGCGUAUUGCUGUCUUUCCAGUUUUGCAGAAGCAGGGGGGAUUAAGAAAAAAGGAGUACUUGUCGGGGGGGAGGGAGUUGCUGCAGGCUGGGUUCGCGGUUAGGCAACGGGUUGAGAGGACCAAGGGGGCAGCGAGGGCGGCCGUGGCGGUUGCUCCGGAGAGGGGGGCAAUGUCAAAGGUGGAGAAAUGGGGGGGGGAGAAGAGGCUCCAGACACAGACGGCACAAAUUGCACAAGACACGACGACAAUCCGGUCGCUGGAUUGGGACCGCGACAGGUUUGACAUCGAGUUUGGCCUCCAGAACGGCACGACCUACAACAGCUUCAUCAUCAAGGGCGCAUCCAAGACCGCCAUCCUCGACGCGAGCCACGAGAAGUUCCGCAAGCUGUACCUCUCUGCCUUGAAAGAAGAGGUGGAGCCGGGGAGCGUGGAUUACAUUAUUGCGAACCACACGGAGCCAGAUCACAGCGGCCUGAUCCCAGAUCUGUUGGAGUUGCAUCCGGACGCGACAGUGGUGGGGAGCAAGGUCUGCCUGCAGUUCUUGCAGAACCUGGUGCUCAAGCCGUUCAAGUCGCAGGCUGUCAAGAACGGGGACUCAAUUGACCUGGGCGGCGGCCACGUGCUGGACUUCUUCAUGGCUCCCAACCUGCACUGGCCGGACACCAUGUUCACAUACGACAAGGCCACCAGCAUCCUGUUCACCUGCGACGCGUUUGGCAUGCACUACUGCUCUGAAGAGAUCUUUGACGAGGAGCUUUCAAAGCUGGAGCCCCACUUCCGGUUCUACUACGACUGCCUGAUGCGCCCCAACGCGCGCAGCGUCCUGACCGCGCAGCGCAAGCUGGGCGAGCUCGAGUACGGUACCAUCGCCACCGGGCACGGCCCCCUGCUGCGCUACAACCUUCCCGAGUUCACCGACCACUAUGCGCAGUGGAGCAAGCAGGCGGUCGAGAAGCAGAGCGCCACGGUUGCUGUGCUGUACACGGCGGAUUACGGGUUCAGUGACCGCUUGAGCCAGGCGCUGGCCAGGGGAAUCACCAAGACGGACGUGGGCGUGGAGAUGCUGGACCUGGGGAGCGUCGACGUGCAGGAGCUCGUCGAGGUCGUUGGUCGCAGCGCAGCCGUGGUGGUCCUGACCCCCCCCUCAAGCGGCCCCGCCAACACUGCCCUUGGCACUCUGCUCGCUUCCGUAAAAGCGAAGCAGAAGGUGGUGGUAGCGGAGAGCUACGGAGGGGACGACGAACCGGUGGAUACUAUCACGCAGCGUUUUGUGGAGCAGGGAUUGGCGCCCGUGUUUGAGCCCAUGCGCGUUAAGGAGACGCCGACCGAGGCCACGUACCAGGCUUACGAGGAGACGGGCACGGAUUUGGGCCAAUCGCUGAGCCAGAAGAAGAAGAUUAGCGACACCAAAGCGAGCAUGUCAGUCGACAUUGCCAAGGCGCUUGGCCGCAUCUCGGGCGGGCUCUACGUGGUGACCGCCAAAAAGGGCAGCUCCAAGGGAGCCAUGAUUGCCAGCUGGGUCUCGCAGGCGAGCUUCAAGCCGUACGGCAUCACGAUCGCGGUGGCCAAGGACCGUGCCAUCGAGUCGCUGAUGCAAGUGGGCGACACGUUCGUGCUCAACUGCCUGGAGGAGAACAACUACAGCAAGCUCAUGAAGCACUUCCUCAAGCGCUUCCCGCCAGGAGCCGACCGUUUCGAGGGCGUUGACACGAGCGAUGCCAAGAACGGAUCCCCGCUGCUGCAAGAAGCGAUUGCGUACUUGGAGUGCACGGUAAAGAGCCGCAUGGAGACGGCGGACCAUUGGAUCGUGUACAGCGAGGUGACGGACGGGAAUGUCGCCAAGCCGGACGGCAGAACCGCCGCGCACCAUCGCAAGAUUGGGAAUUACUAUUGAUCCAGUCGCGGAGUUGGCGUGUUGUGAUUGCUCGUUGUUCAUUGUACAGUCCUACAGUGGAUAAGUUCCUAUACGGUCCGUUACCUAGGAGUGUGGGGAUUAAUGGAGUUAGAAAGGAUCUCGUUGAUAAAUGAUGUUUCUUCCAGGAGCAAGUUGGAGUGAGCUGCCUCCCUUGCUAGUCGCUUAUUGCAGACCGUACAGUAUCCACGGUGCCAGCGCUUGGGUAGUUUGUUUCGACAAUCAUUGCGUGCGUUGUCAACGGUGUCCUCGUAUGAAUCUUGCCCUAGUCCACAUCAUGCAUUGAGCCAUGGUGCAUAGUUCGGUUGCUUGCCCGCUAGCUGGCCACCGUGCUAGGCAACCGUCAAAGUGUUAUUCAGC
Molecule: messenger RNA, 2593 nt
Organism: Klebsormidium nitens
Lineage: Eukaryota; Viridiplantae; Streptophyta; Klebsormidiophyceae; Klebsormidiales; Klebsormidiaceae
Source: the annotation of a GenBank genome assembly